Ustilago hordei is the source of this 531-nucleotide messenger RNA. RefSeq lists its product as uncharacterized. NCBI's taxonomy places the organism in Eukaryota, Fungi, Basidiomycota, Ustilaginomycetes, Ustilaginales, Ustilaginaceae. The transcript has 3 exons. Gene Ontology annotation, cellular component: mitochondrial matrix. The record is from RefSeq and is a predicted model, not a curated record. Gene Ontology annotation, biological process: mitochondrial proton-transporting ATP synthase complex assembly. Bases 1 to 531 code for a protein of 176 amino acids.
AUGUUCGCGACAACAACAAGGGCUUCGGCUGUCAAGACACUGUAUCAGAAUGUGCUGAAGGAGGCGGAGCGCUCGGCAAAGAAUGGCCCGCUCGUAUCCUACCUGCAGAAGGAAUAUAAAGAUGCUGAGAACGGCACAAUCACAGACUCAAAGAAUUCAGCAAGCAGCAGCUACACACCCUUCAUUGCCCCACAAAAGUCAUCAGCAGAGUUCCGUCAGCAGAACCUCGAGAAUCUUCAUGUGUUCCUCCAGAACAAGGCCUUGCACGCCGAACUGCUGCAAAGAUACAACCCAACGACAGGCAUAACCGAAGAAGAGCGUAUCCGCCUCACAGCGCGACGAGUCGGUCUCGACGUUCCCAUCACCCACGACGCCUCUGCCGAGUCAGCCAACAACUACCGCAAAAGUGCACAGAUCGCUCAAGAUCAGUACAAGCAGGACAAGGACAACCGUGAAGAUCAACUGUAUUCAGGCAAAGGAGACGGUCUCAAUGUCGGUGGGCCUCUGCGACCGCCAGUUUUUAAAGAGUGA